CUUUCGACUUCUCGGGCCCGAGUACAUGCACUGCUACAACACCAUAUAAACAUGUCGACGAAGGACAAGAGCUUCGAGGUUGCAAUUGUGGGUGGCGGCAUAGCCGGCAUAGUGCUCGCGAUCUCCCUCAUCAAGCGAAACGUGCCAUGCGUCAUCUACGAGCAGGCACAUGCGUUCACCGAGCAAAGCGUCGGCUUGGGUAUGACGCCAAAUGCAUUGUGGGCCAUGCAAUUGUGCGAUGCUACGAUCCGUGAAGCCUUUGACAAAGUGACUGGGCCGCUGUUCCAGUGGAACUUUCUCGAUGGAACAGGCGAGACGGACGACAGCAUCACUCAAAUAUCUAUUGGCGAUACGGCCGAAGGAUUGAGGGGUUGUCAUCGAGGGCAGUUCCUGAAGGAGUUGCUUGGGUUAAUUCCUGAGAGCACAAUCCGGUUCAAGAAGCAGCUGGAUCGGAUUGAAGAACCCAAUGGCGCCCACGGAAAACUACUAAUGGUCUUCAGCGACGGUACUACAGCAGAAACGGACGCGGUGAUCGGCUGUGAUGGGAUCAAGUCCCAGAUCCGUGGAAUUGUCGUCGGGCGCGACCAUCCGUCUGCAAAGUGCACUUAUUCGCACAAAUACGCCUAUCGGGGACUCGUCCCAAUGUCCCAGGCUAUAGAGAUCUUAGGAGCGGAGAGGGCGGGUACUUUCGGACUAUGGGUGUCUCACGAUGUAAACCUCGUCAGCUACCCGGUCGCCCGUAGCACCAUGUUAAACGUUGUUGUCCAUCGCACCGGCGUCGAGGAUUGGCCCAGCGAGACACAGCUGACGCUUCCUGCAGACCUGCAAAGCUGCCUCGAAGACGUGAAAGGACUUAGCCCUCGCCUUCAAAAGAUCGUUCUGUCCCUGAAGGGCCUUGACCGAUGGGGGCAAUUCGACCUUGGGGAGUGUCCUCCGACAUAUGCCAAAGGCCGCAUUUGUCUCAUUGGCGACGCAGCCCAUGCGACCACGCCACACCUGGGCGCUGGGGCUGGCAUCUGCAUAGAAGAUGCCGCAGUCAUGGCAUCGCUGCUAGCAGUGGAUAGAGUCCGAGGCGGUCCGGACAUCGAAGCAGCCUUUGCUGCGUUUAACGCAAAUCGUCGGGAGCGAGGCGAGUGGCUUAUUCGAAAUAGCAGGCGAGCCGGCGAGCUAAUCCAGCUUCAAUCUGAGCACAAGAAAGACUUCCGGAAGUUGGAAUCAGAACUCCAAUCGCUUGCCGCCAAAGUGUAUAGGUUUGAUGUCGAAAUGAACAUUCGAGAGGCUGUGGAGGAUCUGAACAAGCGACUCUCAGCGGCCUAGACACACGGUACUUGCAUAUAUGAGAAGCCAGGAAGUUAUCUCCAGUCCGUUUGAGUGUGCUCAAAGGACUUUCCUGAGGAUGGCUUCUACACCUGCGUCUUGGCGCUCCUCGAAAAUGUCGGCUGUUUGGAGAGAAACCGACGAUGGUACACGCCAACACGAAUACCUUUUUCAAGAUUAACAGUAAGCCCCAACUAUGUAGAGAGCCGCGUGUCUCUAAGCUCAAAGCUAUCAUAGCCAGCCUUUAAUUUACCUGUUUGUCACCUCG
Colletotrichum navitas is the source of this 1585-nucleotide messenger RNA. RefSeq lists its product as uncharacterized. Lineage: Eukaryota; Fungi; Ascomycota; Sordariomycetes; Glomerellales; Glomerellaceae. Gene Ontology annotation, molecular function: FAD binding. The transcript is spliced from 3 exons. Gene Ontology annotation, biological process: secondary metabolite biosynthetic process. The coding region runs from base 52 to 1317 and encodes 421 amino acids. The record is from RefSeq and is a predicted model, not a curated record.